AUGAAGUUCUUCACCAUCAGCGGCAUUUCAACGCUCUUAUGCAUCUUAGCACCAGUGCAAGCUUUUGUAACACCGCCAUUGCGAGAUCUAAUACCAAAUGUAUUACCAGUGCCUGACCCGAAUCGAGAAUUCAGAUUCCACUGCCCAAAUGGUCCCAUAUACUCAAAAGCUCAAGCCAUGAAAGUAGUUCUGUUUGCCAAAAAAUUUAUACGUCCCGAUAAACCAGAUGAUGAAUAUCCUUUUGUAUCCACUAGACUUAGCUACAACGUUGCCGGAACAGUAUGGUAUUAUCCUAUGGCAGAGGGCCCAGGUCCACAUGAUUUCGUUGUAUUCAACACAGACGGUGAAAUAGUCGGCCUAAACAGCCGCACUCAUUAUAGUCAAACCUCCGAUGUCAUUGAACAUUGUGAAUUUGAGUAA
Messenger RNA from Blumeria graminis f. sp. triticale, 420 nucleotides. NCBI's taxonomy places the organism in Eukaryota, Fungi, Ascomycota, Leotiomycetes, Helotiales, Erysiphaceae. The record is from the annotation of a GenBank genome assembly.